This is a messenger RNA of Ceratitis capitata (Mediterranean fruit fly), 1935 nucleotides long. Its product is annotated as kelch-like protein 17. Lineage: Eukaryota; Metazoa; Arthropoda; Insecta; Diptera; Tephritidae. The transcript has 8 exons. The record is from RefSeq and is a predicted model, not a curated record. Gene Ontology annotation, molecular function: protein binding. Bases 242 to 1669 code for a protein of 475 amino acids.
CGUUUGAUCGACAUCUCUCCUGGUGAUAUACGAGCUUAAGUUCAUACAUUUUUACUUCGUUUUCUCUAUAUAACACAGUAAAGUAUAGUAUUGAGUAUAAUUACUCUAAUCUUCAUAAAUAAAAAAAAUAAAAUCGUCUCAAUUAAUUCUCGAAUCUAAUUAUUGUUUGCAUACACAUUUUAGUGUGGCCGCUGUGUGAUUCUCUACUUUAAAUCUUUUUGAUAAAAUUAUUUCAAUACAAAUGGCGACCUGCAUUGCAUCGUCACGCCCAGUUCGGGAUGGUUCAACAUUUACAGAAAAACUUUUAAUUGGACUACGCCAAUUUUAUGAUGAGCAGAAACUGGUGGAUGUGACGUUUAAAGUUUCAACAGUUUUGAUUCCUGCGCAUCGUUUGAUUUUAUCAGCUGCAAGUGCUUAUUUCGAGAAUCUCUUGAGCAACAAUCAAGGUGUAACACCUUUUAUCGAAAUAAAUAACAUAGCCAGUGAUACGUUCGAGCGUCUGAUCACCCAUUGCUAUACAGGACAGACACUGAUAACUCUCGACAAUGUUAAUGAAAUGCUAAACGCGGCCAUUAUUUUUCAAUUGGAUGAUGCCGUCGCCGAUUGCCUUGAUUACAUUUUUGAUAAUAUAAGGGAAUACACACUGGAGCGGUUAUAUUCCAUAGAGCGUGAUACUCAGUGUGAAAUUCUUCGGCGGAAAAUUCUGGAAUAUGAAGAAGAACAUUUCAUGGAAUUAAAUGGCAGUGCUGAAUUCUUGAAAUUUGGCAGUGAAAAAUUGAAAGGAAUCUUGGAGAGCGAAGUCUUGAAUGUGUCGUGUGAGAAAGAUAUCUUUGCUGCGCUAAAAAGUUGGUACGAACAUGAUACUAAGGGCCGUGAAUGUCAUUUGCCUGACCUCGUCGGUUGCUUGCGACUCUUGCAAUUCGAUGCAAGUUUCAUAAUGGCGAAUAUUCAGCCGUUGCCAGGAUGUGAGUUGCUGGCUUUUCAUGCCUUACUAUGGAUCAGUCAGCCCUUGACACGCACAAAGAUAACGUUCAAAUUCACGGCACCGCGAGAAUCUAUACGUAGAAAUCUGGAAGAUACAGCUUAUUUGGCGUUGGAAACAUAUCGAACUGAUAACAACAAAUGUAUUUUGCAGUACAAUCAAAUUGAAGAUAAGUGGUUGAAAUACGCUGAUAUAAACUAUCCAAAUGAAGUCAAAGUUAUUCCAAAUGGUGAAAAUCUAAUUUUCAUCGGUGGGAAAAGUAACGAAGAAAGAACAGCUGAAGUUAAAAGUUGGAAUCUGCGAACUAAAACAUGGACACAACUGCCAAGAAUGAAUUGCCCACGAAUAGCGCAUAGUGUUGUGCUUUUAGACGACAUAAUUUACGUAAUUGGUGGAUGGAAUAUAUCAUCAGCUAUGAAUACGGUGGAUGUGUUUUCUUUCACAGGUGAAUGGCAUUCGGUAAAAGCAAUGAAUGUAAGCCGUGCCCUGGCAGCCGCAGUAACUUUAAAUGGAAAUAUUUUCGUUAUGGGAGGGCAGAAUGCUACUAAUGUUUUGAAUUCUGUUGAACGAUAUGAUCCAACCUCAAAUGUCUGGACUUUGUGUGCAAAUAUGAAUAAUGAAUAUACCAGCCAUGGCGCAGCCGUGCACAAAGGAUUUAUAUUCGUUGUGGGAACGAAAUCAGCCUAGCGAUACGACCCACAAAAAGAUGAAUGGACAAAUAUCUGUGCUCUCCCCAUCGAGACUAGUUGCGUUUCUUGUGUUUCCAUAAACAAUCAGUUAUGGGCUAUUGGCGGCGAUCUCCACAGACCAAAAAUUUGCACUCAUGUUUAUGACGAGAAAUCUGAUCAGUGGCUGCAAAAGGCUUAUCUACCUAAAGUUGGUGAAUACUCCUGUUUAGCAGUACCUAAAGUUUCACUCCAAUUUAAUUGAAAUAUAUAAUAAAAUAUGAGAAU